AUGCGCCAUCGACACAUUAGCACUCAAUUCUCAGGCGGUUUCCUUGCCUAUUUUCCGUUUGUUUUCAUUCUGCUCCUCACGUGGAACACAUUACAAGUUUCUGCGGCAGAUUGCGCUAAAGCAAAACGUGAUUGGCUUAAUUAUCGGUACAAAACACAUGUCGCUACCCCUGUUUCAUCGUCUUACAAUCAACCAGUUUGCCCUAUUCCUGAGGGCAAUUCAUGUUGUGAUAAACAGAUGGAAUUGGAUAUAUAUGGAGUCGGUGAAAGUGAACUUUCAAGCUCCCUUGCGAGCUGGCUUAUUCCCACGGCCGAACAGCUGGAAAGUGAUAGCGUGGCCCUAGAUUGGCUCGCGGUGCUGCUGCUGACUCACCUGCCACAGGCCAGAUUGCAUCGUUCAUUUGGCCGUAGUCACGUCUCCCAAAAGAUUAACAAUUUACAACACAAUCCUUGGCUAACGGCGACCCAUGUAGCUGAGACAUUAAAGCGCUCGUUUUCGUGUGAUCGCGUGCCCCAAUUCGAUGGCAGACUCGUCCCCGUUUAUGUCUUUUGUGGCCCCACACGCCCAGCCACCCCCUUCGGCAUUUUUCCAUCUACCCAACCUGGCUACAUUUACCUCGCCCAAUCAACUAUAUUUUUCAAAGAGAUGACAUCAAUGUCUUUCAAUUCCAGUGGAUGUCCAGCAAAAGGAGGACCAAUGAGGGCCUACUAUAUCCCCCCCUCUGCUUCUCUAACUCGGGCAAUGAGAAAAAAUCCUGAUGACAAUAUUGACGGGAGUAGACUCCCAAAAACAUACUGGACAGACAGCGAAGAUGCCCUUUCUAUUAUUAGUUCCUAUUCAAAUGACAGCUCUCCAUCCCCUGUACCUCGGCUCACUCGAACUUCAACGCUGAAGCGAACCAAUCGGAGCUUAGAUGGUAGCCUUCAGCAACAUUUUCCUACUGUUGCUGGGGCAAAGCGCAAGAGUGCGAAGACAGAGGAUGUGGAGGUUGAUAACUAUGACAUUGUCUGUGCCUGUUGCACUCCCCAAACUUCGGUAAAACGGCCGUUGGUCGCGAUGGGCGCUGGGGGAAUCAGAGCUAUUCGAGGACUGCCCGCUGUAACUGCCUCUCCAACAACCAUUUCUCACCAGCUCGCGCCGGUAUGUCCGGUUCCAAUGCCACCACAGUUCGCAAGCUACACUUGCCUCGGGCAGAGCUCCCGACCCGUCCUCCGAUCCACUGAGACACAAACCUCGCCCCCCUCCAGCGAGAAGAAAGUAAGCCGGCGUAGCCGCUCCCGACGAAGCUCUGGAGCACUUCUCAACUCAAUCAAGAAAAAGAUUAACCACAUCCGACGGUCUGUGAGUUCUGACAGGGCUAAAGCUCGCUUGUUCUUUGGAGAUGAGUCCAAUCCGGCUACACCAAAGAGGAGGCUCAUCGAGACUAGUGUCGCAACCAAAUACACAUUAAUUAAACGUUCCACCGAUGGAAGUCGGCUAAUUCAAAUGAAGCGACGUUCAAUUUCUGAUCAGUUUGGAAUUUUCAUCAAGACGGAUUCUGAGGGUCUCUACGUGAGUCGUCUCGGCAAUCAGGACCAUGUUAAAGGGGAACGAGCCUUCCUACGCACUGGAGACCGUGUACUUGAAGUCCAGAAUGUUCCGGCCAGAGGCCUUGACACAGGCACCCUAAUCCAAGAGGUGGCACUGCUGUGUCAUGGCUUCAUGACAAAAAUAGACCACCUGCGAAAUCUUGAUGGUCCUGUCGAAAUGAAGCGGCUGGGCACGCACUGCUGCCCACCUCCGCAGGCCCACGUGCCAGGCCGUUCGGACAGGGUGCAGCACUGCUGGGUAGGGGUGUGGGGGAGCAGAGGCAACACUCACUGCCGCUCUCGUGCGAACCAGAUGCCCUCCGACGCACAAAGGGGAGAGGGCACAGCUGGACUGAAACAGUGGCACCUCGGUAUCUCAUCCUUCCUGUAUAACAGUGGGAAAGAUAACUAA
This is a messenger RNA of Mesocestoides corti, 1980 nucleotides long. The record is from the annotation of a GenBank genome assembly. Lineage: Eukaryota; Metazoa; Platyhelminthes; Cestoda; Cyclophyllidea; Mesocestoididae.